AUGGUUGACGAACUACGUUUCUAUUAUCAAAUUCGUCGAUUAAUAACCGAUAACCGUUAUCGACGAUUGCAUCGUUAUGAAACCAUACUAAUAUGGAUUGAAUUCAUACGUUUUGCAUCAUAUUUAUUAUUCUGUUAUACAGAUAUUCGAUUGUUUCAAACAUUUGCACCAUAUGAUCCAACCAUACAAUAUAUAUUUGGUGAUUUACUUUAUCAAACCAAAACCGAAACAACAAAAAAUCCAUUCGAAACACAUCAGGAUAUUUUACGUUUAAUUACAUUCAUAAUGACUGUUGGUAUAUUGUAUAUUAUACAAAGUCAAUAUGUUAUUUAUUUUAAUGAUUAUCAAUUGAUUGGUUUUCAAUCGGUUUAUGAUCUAACUGUUCGUAAUAUGGACGUAUAUCGUAAAUGUUUAUUACAUCCAUAUCGAACUGAUAAAAAUUGGUUUAAACAUUUAUCAUUUUGGCAAAUUAUUUAUGAACAUUUUCGUCGUAUACGUAUGAAAAUCAUACCAUAUAUAUCGGUUUAUUCAUACAUACAAUAUCAACGAUUGCUAUAUUGA
Messenger RNA from Dermatophagoides pteronyssinus (European house dust mite), 561 nucleotides. RefSeq lists its product as uncharacterized. The record is from RefSeq and is a predicted model, not a curated record. Lineage: Eukaryota; Metazoa; Arthropoda; Arachnida; Sarcoptiformes; Pyroglyphidae.